Messenger RNA from Diospyros lotus (date-plum), 1113 nucleotides. RefSeq names its product tricyclene synthase EBOS, chloroplastic-like. NCBI's taxonomy places the organism in Eukaryota, Viridiplantae, Streptophyta, Magnoliopsida, Ericales, Ebenaceae. Gene Ontology annotation, molecular function: magnesium ion binding; terpene synthase activity. The record is from RefSeq and is a predicted model, not a curated record.
AUGGCGCUUCCGAUUCCCGUUGUGGCGCAUCCAUAUUCCUUAGCAAAUGCAGUUGAAAGGCCAGGCCGAGAUAGGGCUGUUCGUGUUUGCAGCCAAGUAACGAAUCAAGCCAAUUUGCAGCUGAAUAUGCAGGAAAGGCCAUCAGCCAACUACCAGCCUACCACUUGGACUCCAGAUUUUGUCAAGUCCUUGAAGAAUUACAAUCCUGAUAAGAGUCACAUGCAAAGAGCUAAGAGGCUGAAGGAGGAGGUGAAGGAUAUGAUCUGUGAUGACGAUGCAGAUCCCUUGGCAAGGCUUGAACUGAUAGAUGACAUAAAAAGAUUGGGUUUAGGUCAUCACUUCAAGGAGGAUAUAGACAGAGAACUUGAUAGAAUUCUGCCAAAACAAGCUGGGAUUAAUGGGGGACAAAAGAGCAGUCUUCAUGCCAUUGCUCUGCACUUCAGACUGUGUAGAGAAUAUGGCUAUGAGGUUUCCCAAGAUGUGUUUCAGAGAUUCAAAGAUACCGAUGACAGCGUCAGCAAGUCCCUCCAAGACGAUGUCAAGGGAUUGCUAAGUUUGUAUGAAGCUUCAUAUCUGGCUUUCGAGGGAGAAACCCUUUUGGAUGAGGCCAAAGCAUUUACAAGCUCACGGCUUAAGAGUUUUAAGGGCGACAUAGAUGCAGCCCUAAUGGAACAAAUAAACCAUGCAUUGGAACUUCCUUUGCACCACAGGAUGUCGAGGCUAGAAGCAAGAUGGUACAUUGAAACAUACAGUAAAAAAAAAGGCCCAAAUCACUUGCUUCUUGAGCUGGCAAAGUUGGAUUUCAACAUAGGGCAAUCUAGACAUCAAAGAGAGCUCCAAGAAAUGUCAAGGUGGUGGGACAACGCAGGAUUGGCAAAGAAGUUGAGUUUCGCAAGAAAUAGACUUACGGAGUGCUUCUUUUGGGUGGUUGGUAUGGUUUCGGAGCCUCAACUAGGUGAUUGUCACAAGGGGCUAACAAAGGUGGCAGCACUGAUAACUGUUAUUGAUGACAUCUAUGAUGUCUAUGGAUCUUUGUAUGAACUUCAAUUAUUCACCAAUGCAGUCGAGAGGUUUGCAUUAAUGAAACCCAAAUCGUUUUACUUCAAGAUGUAA